AUGGGAGCGAGGAGUGGCAAUGACAUGAUUGAAGCAAAGAACCUCGUCAUCACCUAUCACCGCAACAGGAUGUCUAACAUAAGAAACAUAAACAACCACAAAACUGGGUCGAUGCAUAUGAUGCCGCAUUUAGAGCUUCAUUCCGCCGUUUUCAGCAAAACAGUUACCCGCUCGCCGAAAUUCGCUUCGACCUCGCCGCGGGAACAAAACUUUGGAAAGGAUUUUUUUCCAAGCUGCGGCGGCGAGGAUCAGACAGGAUGGCCGACCAGCGGAGUCGAGAACAUCGUCUUAUUUGCGGACAGUACCUUGGAGAAGUUUCAGCUCUAUCCUUCCUUCAUCUGCCGACUGACUUCUCUUCUCUUCCCCUGCUACUCGCCGGUACAUUUACCUUCUCCGGAUUUGAAAGGAAGGAGAAUAGUGCUUUUGAGAACCAACUUCUUAACCUCCUUCCCGUUUGUCCAUACAGGUUCCGGUUCUCAGCUUCUGCUGUACGAUUUGGAGACGGGAAGUUUGAUCGGAGCUUUUCAAGUGUUCGAAGGGAUUCGCGUGCACGGAACUGUUUGUUCUCGGUUCUCUAUUCGCCCCAUAGGGAAGGAGCUCAGUUUCCGAGUUGCUGUGUUUGGUGAAAAGAGGGUAAAGCUGUUCAAUUUGCUUGUUCAGUUGGAAUCCAAGUCCCAAAGCCAGCUGCUGCUAGUGGAUUUGGCUUUAGUUCAUUCGUUGCCAAGGUUUAGUCACUGGGUUUUGGAUGCAUCCUUUUUGAAGAGCAAUGCAGCCGUUUCUCACGAUGAUGGGAGCUAUUAUCUUGCUAUUGGAUGCGGUGAUAACUCUGUUCGUGUCUGGGAUAUCCCCAAUUCUACUCUGAUAGUUGAUGUUCAGUCCCCUGAUAGGUGCCUUCUAUAUUCCAUGCGGCUAUGGGGGGACAGUCUGGAGACCCUACGAAUUGCUUCUGGAACUAUCUACAAUGAGGCAAGACAUUUGAUUAUACUGUUCAUCGCUAAUUCCAACUCCUUUGAGAUUAUCAUUUGGGGGCUGCUUCACCAGCAAACUUAUGAGGCAUCUCAUAUAGGUAAACUAAUAGGACAUGAAGGGUCAAUCUUCCGCAUAGCAUGGUCCGCUGAUGGGUCCAAACUGGUUUCCGUUUCUGAUGAUCGCUGUGCCCGUAUCUGGCGAGUUUCUUCUUCACAGGGGGAUUCGGUCGGUCAAGAGGUGGUAGCUGGCCCUGUUCUAUAUGGUCAUAGUGCUAGAGUCUGGGACUGCUGUAUCGUUGGAUCUUUAAUUGUCACAGCAGGCGAAGACUGUACUUGUCGUGUAUGGGACUUGGAUGGUAAACAGUUCAAGAUGGUCAAAGAGCAUAUAGGAAGAGGAGUCUGGCGAUGCUUAUAUGACCCUGAUUCAUCACUCCUUAUCACUGCUGGAUUUGACUCAGCAGUCAAAGUGCACCAGCUACCUUCUUAUUUACCUAGGGUUUUGGAAGGACAAAAUGACCUGAAAUUGCCAACGGAUGAGAAAGUAUUCACCGGUCAGAUUCCUAGUUCGUCUGAGCACAUCAAUCUGAUGGACAGCAAAAGUGAGUAUAUCCGCAACAUGUACUUAACUUCAGAGGACACCAUAUACAUUGCCACAAACCAUGGUUAUCUAUAUCAUGCCAAAAUUUCAGACACGGAAUACAAGUGGACUAAACUUGUCCAGGUCAGUCAAGAGGUGCCAAUUGUUUGUAUGGAUUUGCUGCCCAAAAAGUUGCCCAAACUUUCUUGUGGUCUUGAUGACUGGGUUGCUUUAGGAGAUGGUAAAGGAAACAUGACUGUUCUCAGAGUUAUUGGUGAUAUAUCCUCUCCGGAAGUGGGCCUCACCUACAAUUGGUCAGCUGGAAAAGAAAGACAACUCCUGGGAACUUAUUGGUGCAGGUCAUUGGGAUCUAGGUUCAUCUUUACUGCUGAUCCAAGAGGAAGCUUGCACCUAUGGAGGUUGAAUGAUCACUUACUAUCUGUGACUCAACCAUCUCAAAGACCUAGUGUGUCUCUUGUUGGAGAAUUUAUAUCAUGCUUUGGGAUUCGGAUAAUGUGCUUAGAUGCAUCAUUUGAGGAUGAGGUGCUUUUGUGUGGGGAUCUCCGUGGUAAUCUCCUUCUAUUUCCUCUUUUGAAAGACUUGUUGCUGAACGCGUCAAAUGGACAAGAAAUAAAUGUAACUCCAACAAGCUACUUUAAAGGCGCUCAUGGGAUAUCAAGUGUAUCCAGCCUGUCUAUGGCUAAAUUAAGUUCCGGAGAGAUCGAAAUACGUACGACUGGAGCUGAUGGUUGCAUAUGCUUUUUUGAAUAUGAGAGACAUCAGCAGAGCCUAGAAUUUAUUGGGAUGAAGCAAGUCAAAGAGUUGAGUUUGAUUCAAUCUGUGUCUUCUGAUCCUGCUUCAGUCAAUGACCUAUCUAACUGCCGCUACGCUAUUGGUUUUGCAUCCACGGAUUUCAUAGUCUGGAAUUUAACUACAGAAGCAAAGGUCGUGCAGAUUCCAUGUGGUGGUUGGCGACGUCCUCAUUCUUAUUUUAUUGGUGAUGUGCCAGAGGUGAAGAAUUGCUUUGCAUAUGUUAAGGACGAGCACAUAUAUGUUCACCAGAAGUGGGUACAACAGAAGAAGAUAUAUCCCCAGAACCUGCGUGUUCAAUUCCAUGGACAAGAGAUCCAUUCCCUGUGUUUUAUUUCUGUUCGAUCAAAUACUAAGCAUGCUCCUUUAGGACCUUUACCAGAUUCAAAUUGGAUUGCUACUGGCUCUGAAGAUGGAACUGUAAGAUUGACUAGGUAUAUCCCUGGAAUAGAGGGCUGGUCUAUGUCAAAAUUGCUGGGUGAGCAUGUUGGUGGAUCUGCUGUGAGAUCAAUAUGCACAGUGAAAAAUGUACAUAUGACUGCAUCAGGUGCUGCAAUUUGUGAUCAGAGAAACAAACAAGGUGUGCUUGCUGAGGACAGGGAGGAACCGUUUUUACUGAUCUCUGUUGGUGCAAAACGGGUCCUCACCUCUUGGCUGCUGAGAGAUAGGGGGUCUAAUGAAAAACAGACUUCUCUUCAAGAAGAAAGCGCUAACUCUGGUGAUUUAUACAUGCCAACUUUGGGAUCUUCCUCUUCCAUGUCAUUCAAAUGGCUUUCUACUGAUAUGCCAGCAAGAAACUCCAGUACUCAUCGCAAAGGAAAAGUAGAUAGGAAGUUAGGAGUUGAUGCUGAAAGCAAAACAAGUGUGGAAAUCAAUUUGGCAUCUGAAGCUAGCAUGCCUGAAAAAGUUGUUGCUGAAUCAAAACUUUGCUAUGAUGAUACAUGUGAAGAUGACUGGAGAUAUCUUGCUGUCACUGCAUUUCUGGUGAAGGAUACCAGUUCCGGGUUGACUGUCUGUUUUGUUCUUGUUUCUUGUUCAAAUGCGACGCUUGCUCUGCGAGCACUUGUCUUACCACAUCGGUUAUGGUUUGAUGUCUCAAUGUUGUUUCCUUUGACAUCCCCAGUAUUGUCCUUGCAGCAUGUCAUUGUCCCACAGCGGCUUCCAUCCAGUGGGAAUGUCUCUGUCAGAAAUGCUUAUGUUGCAAUUAGUGGAGCUACUGAUGGAAGCAUCACAUUCUGGGAUCUGACGGACAGCAUUGAGGCUUUCAUGCUGCAGUUGUCAUCGGUAGAUGAGGAGAAGUUGACAAAUUGCAGGACGAGGCCAAGAACAGGAAGAGGAAGUCAGGGUGGGCGCUGGUGGAGAUCAUUGAGCAGUAGAAUGUCUAACAAAGAUCAGAUGGUUGGCUCAUUUCCAAUCGAAUUGGGAUCUCAUGAGAAUGCCUGUGGAGAUACCCUAGAUGGUGCUGCCAAUGGGACAUCAACCCAUGUGAAGAAUGAUGUUAGUAGCUGCGGGAGAGUUUCUUCAGCAGUUGAAAAUGGGUCCCCUGAUGUAGAGUCAUGUGGUUUUAGCUAUUCGUCAGCCUCCAUUCAAGAAAUAUCUCCUUUACAUAUCCUACAUGGUGUUCACCAAUCUGGGGUGAACUGCCUCAGUGUCUCUGAUGUACUUGAAGAUCAAAUUUCUAACUCUGGUUUUCAGUUCAGUCUCAUAAGUGGGGGUGAUGAUCAAGCACUUCACUGUCUUAGGUUCUGCAUACCACUUGAACUAACUGAGGUGGAUUCCAAUGGAGUGAAAAACUCGGAUCAAGCUCUAAUGGAUUCUGUUGAUGACAAUCAAGUACAUAUCAAGCAGCACAGAAUAAGAUUCCUGGAUCAGAACAGAGUUACCUCAGCCCAUAGCUCUGCUGUAAAAGGUGUUUGGACAGAUGGAAAGUGGGUUUUCUCAACUGGUCUUGAUCAGAGAGUAAGAUGCUGGCUCCUAGAAGAUCACUGCAAAAUGGUGGAACAGAGUCAUUUGGUUGUUAGUGUUCCCGAGCCAGAAGCAGUAGAUGCUAGAGUCUCCAGCAACGGCGGCUAUCAAAUUGCAGUUGCGGGAAGGGGGAUGCAAAUCCUUGAGUUCCAUCCACAUUUAUCUUGAUAUAGAAUUGGAAGAUUUUCAUUGACCUCAAAGAAAGCUGCUGAAUUGUGGUGAUUCUGUGUGGAUAGGCAAUAAGCAUUAUAUCUGCCUGGAGAAUUCUCCUCGCCCUCGACCCGGCUCUCCUAUUGAAAGCUUAUUAUGUUGUAAGCAACCUCAUCUCUCAAGAAAUCAUGUAGUCAUUUAAAGGAUGAACUUUGCAGAGAGAAUUUCUGAAGGCAGCACCCUUAGUAGGGAUGGCAAUUUACCCACCCAUGGGUAAUUUUGCCCAAAGCCAAGUAGACCCAUUUAUUAUGGGUAGGGUUUGGGUGAUGUGUGUAUGGGUUUGAUGUGUGUAUGGGUUUGGGUUAGAUAUGGAUAUUAUCUAAAUGGGUAUUGGUUGGAUAUGGAUAUCCAUUUACUUGAGGGUGUUUUAACUACACAUGCAAAAAUUGGACCUAUUUGUAAAACUUGAAAAGUUUAGGUACCAAAAUGUAAGAC
This is a messenger RNA of Linum tenue, 4965 nucleotides long. NCBI's taxonomy places the organism in Eukaryota, Viridiplantae, Streptophyta, Magnoliopsida, Malpighiales, Linaceae. The record is from the annotation of a GenBank genome assembly.